AUGGAGUGACAUGUUCAUAUAAAUAUUUUCUCAUCACUAACCUCGACUUAUUGCGUUGCAGGACUGAUAUCUGUGGCAGGACACAUGCCAGAUUCGAAGGAUCCAGACUGGAAUAAGUACCUUGUGUUUGCUCCAAUAGCGAAGUCAGCAUCAGAUCUUGCUCUUGUGUUGAGGUGCGCUGCGCCUAAGGAAACAGAGAAUUUAAGGCUAGAGGAACCGGUUGAUUUAGCAACACUAAAAGUAUAUUACAUUGAAGAAUGUAUAUCACCUCUUCUACAAAAAGUGGAUAAUGAAAUUAAAACUGCAGUGAGGAAAGCAGUGAUGCACUUCAAAAAAUAUGGAGUAGAACCAAAAAAAAUCACAAUAAAAGAUUUCGACAAAUCUCUUCAAGCAACAUUGACACUCAUGCUCAAUCUGGAAUGCCCACACAUUGUCUUCCAAAGGUCAGAGGACACAAACGAUUGGACCAUCUGGACAGUUUUAGGCGAAUUACUGAGAAAAGGUGUAGGCUUCGGAAGAGUGGCACUAUAUUCUAUCGUAUUCGGAAUCAUGAAAAAAUAUUUUCAGAGCUUACCACAAUCCGAAAGAGAUAAAUGCCAAGAAUUUAAAGAACAGUUCACGAGAUAUUUUGAGGAACUGCUGGGAGAUAAUGGAGUAUUGAUACUACCAGUAUUUUCUAAUCCUGCACAUCACCACUUCAAUAUGUACAGUAGAUUUUUAAAUACUUCAUAUCUUAGCAUUUUUAAUUUAUUGGAAUUACCUGCAACAGCGUGCCCGACUGGUUUCAGCAGUAAAGGAAUGCCAAUAGGAGUUCAGAUUGCAGCUUUUAAAUACCAGGAUCGAUUAACAAUAGCGGUGGCCAAAGAACUCGAAGAGGCUUAUGGAGGCUGGGUGCCACCUUCCAGUGAACCAAAUCAUAACAUGGUAUAAUUCUUGCUUUAAGAAUAUUUAGAACAUGCACGUGCGCUGUGCAUGAAUGGUUAUUUGCUCUCUUAAGCACGAAAGUGAUAACUGGGAUAAAGGUUUAAAAUGGAAGGUUCGGAGGAAUGAGCAUAAUUUGAGUGGUGUCAGAAAUAUGUAAACUUAACAUUUAUAUAGAGAAUUUGUCUUAGUCCCUAAAUAACGUGUUUAUAAAAUUAUAUUACUACACUACAUGCAGAUCUUUCAUGUUAUUUAUUUUUUAUUUCUUAUUGGUGCAUUUAUAUUUUUGGUUUUACAUCAAUAUUUAAACAACGGAAAGAUAUAUUCAUACUUUACAAAAACAAAAAUUAUUUUUAUGAUUUUGAAAAAGUUAUUUUCACAUUAUUAAAUUUGGAAAACAGGCACUGAUAAGAAAACUAAUACGCUCAGUUUCUGAUAAAAGAAAUAUCGUGGAGUCAAUGGGAUUGGUUUCAUAAAAAAACAGUAAACAUUAAAUAACUGCAAGUAUAUUAAUAAAAUACUUUUGUUAUCUGCGUGUAGUGGGGGUUAAUAAAUGGAAAAAAUAAUUGUAUUUUCAAAACAUGUAAGCAUAAGUUUUUAAGAAUUUGUACAUCACAUGAUUAAACUUAAUAAAGUUUAAAAAAUAUGAGACUUGAAUAAAUAUAUUUAAAUUUCAAUUUGUAACUAUAAGUUAUAAGAAAUCUUUGAAAACUGCAGCCAGAACAAGAGCUUAUGUUGCAUUUUGAUAUAAAUUGUCUUCUAUACAACUGUUAUGAUUUUAAACACUAUAUCAGGACAACUUUAAAUGCAUGCUUUAUUCUAUGCAUAUUAUAAAACAUAAAAAAAAAUAAAUGAAUUUAUAUAUACCAACAUAAGCUAAAUAAAUAAUUCUUCAUUUCAAGAUAAAAUAUUUGUUUUCAUGAAAGUUUAAUUUUAGUUAAUAAAACUCAAUAAGGCAUAAUUUUAAGAUCUUCCAUUUUUUCAGAAAAUGUUUCUAUUUAUUAAAAGAAAAUAAGUAUUUGUCAACCAAAAAAAAAGACAUAACUUUUAAACUCAAAUCAGGAGAAUAAAACAAAUAUUAAACUGGCUGAUAAUGUAUAUCAAGAAUCCAAAGUGAAAGUGGCAUAACUUGUGUGCGUUCUAAUUAAACUUAAUUUUAAACAUAAGAUAAUAUCUAAAUAGAAAUGUAUAUUUAAUUCUGUUUCUUAACAGCAUGUUGCUAGAUUAGAUAAUAUGUCAGGUGACAGACGCUUAAUAAAAAAAAAAUAAUGCAGUACACGCAUCACUUACCAUUCUAAUUCGAGCAGAAAUAGGUAUUUUCUCAAAUUGGGGAGUAAAAGUAAAAAUUAAAGACAUUACAUCAUGGAUGGGCAUAAUCAUAAUCAAUGACCACGAUUACAGUAAUUAUGAUUACAGGGAUCCGGUUUCCAAUUAUGAUUGUAAUCAGGUAAUUGUGCGACAUUUUUGCUGAUUUUUAGUGCUAUUGAAUCAAGUAAUGCAAUUUCUAUGUAUGUAUCAAAUCAUUAAUUUCGUUCAGGAAAACUUUGUAAGAGAUUAAAGAAAAUAAAUUAAACAAUAAAAUCAAUUUUAUAUAACUAUUUUAAUCCAGAACUUUUAAAAGUUUUAGGAUUUUUUAAUAUGUUUUGACCAUUUACAUGACAGAUUAAAAAUUCCAUUGGGUCAAUUAAGCUGUAGUGAGAAAACUAAAGACGUUUGCCAGAUACUGAAAUGAAACUUCAUAUCUUUUUUUGUUGUUGAUAUAGUCAUAAAUUGAUUUAAACACUUACUGAGUACAUUAAAUUUUGUUCAUUUGUAAGAUAGUGUUUUUUAAUAAUAAUAAUUGACUUUUUUAAAUAUUUAUAAAAAUAGAUUAAUGAGUAGAAAAUUUACCAAUAUAAGAAAAUGAAUUUGAAUGUGCCAAAAAAUAAAACACUUAAGACAGGAGUCCUCAUCCUUUUUCUAAUUUUAGAGAUUAAUAUGCAAGCAAGAUUAACCAAUUUAUGUUUUUCCUAAAUUUAUAAUUGUUUAAUAUUGCUGAAAAUAAUUUUUUAAAAAUUUGACCCGAUCGCAAUACUUUCAUUACCUAGUGUAGGUAGGAAAGUAAAAAAUUAAUAUAUGAAAAGUAUUGCUUACGUUCUCAUUUAAAAGAAAUCUGUGCAACCUGCAUAGUGCAUAGUGUGUUAAGUGCAAAAAUCAUAUUUAAGGAAAAACGCAAUUGAAAGUUUGGAAAUUUCACUGGUGCAAGUUCAAUUUUUGAGUUUCAACCCGUGAUUAACAAAGGAAUGUUCAUCUCUCUAACAGCCUUAUAACUUAACCCAUUAGACAUAAAGAAAGAGAGAAAAGUUAGCUUUCUGGUGAUACCUAAAAUUCACAAAAUUGCACACAAUACACUUGUCACAGGUGCCACAAAAAUAUCUAUAUAAAUAAAACAAAGGUUUUGUCUGUACAUUGAAUAAAAUCAACCCGUUUUAUAUCUUUCCGUUUCAUAAGACCUUUAAAAAAAUUUUUGUCUGUAUGUCCGCAUUGCCCAACGAAAUUCUGUCAGGGGUAAGCUCAGCAACGGCUAAUGGUAGACUUUUAAAAUUUUGACAUUAUAUUUAGGUUUGAUUGACUUAAAACAAAGGCUUUGAAUGAAAACAAAAUAUUGAGUAGAACCAAAGUUAUGAAUUUUUGAGUAAUUUGUCUAGAGAUUCCGGUUAGGGAGUUACUUACUUCGAUUGUCAUCCCAACCUACUCUACCGCGAGGCACAUUUAAAAGUUGUACUAUUCAACUGAUGGAAAAAAUGAUAAUAACUCAAUGGGAAAAAUCCGAAAUCCCAAACAUCUUUAACACGUCGCAUAAAACACACUCAGUUUUCAACUUUGUCCGAUCUUUCCGUUCAAGGUGUCGUUCGAUUCAACUUCUCAAGCCUAAAAAAUGUUGUCAUUUACAUCUUUAGGAUUAAACAAACGGAUUAGCUGGAAAUAAAAAAAUAAUAAUUUCACCCCGCCCGCCACAAUAUUCAGAUCAAGUUCUAAUUUUACACAGAUGUAGGUGACUCAGUGUCCAAUGUUAUUUUGCCAGCGAUAAAAUCAGCAGAGUUUAAAGAAGUGGGGAGACUACAACUAUUUUGGAUUAUUUCAAUCGAUUCCACAAUUUUUUCACUUCAUCAUAAAUGAAAAUAAAACACUUAUAAAAUUUUAAUGGUUUGGUGGUGGUUGGUUUAGUUGUGUAGCACCUAAAUAAAUAGCCGAAUAAAAAAGUUUUUAUUAUGACUAUUGCGAAAACUAAACUUCCACAAGCCCAUCAUAAAAAUUUCAACAUAAACCCCUCUCCACCCAAUUUUAUGAAAUUAAAUUUGGAUCCUCCACAUAAUACAAAAUUCAUCUCAAAAAAAGAUUUUAAAAUUUUAACUAUACACCUGUCAACGACGAGCACAUCAGCAAGUAUAUACUAAAAAUAAUGUGAUAUUUGCAUUGCUUUUCAUUGACCAAGGCUUCACAAUUUAGAUAAUAUGUUAGUUUAAAACAAUAAAAUAAGAGAUUGGUAAAUGAGCAUAAUAACUAGUGAUUUUUUAUCAUGCUUGAAAAAAUAAGUAAAACAAUGAUGAAGAUUGAUUGGAAAAUACUGUUAAAAUGAUUUUAUAUCAAUAAAUUACUAUUAAAAUUCUAAUUAAAUAACUAAAUUACUUGUUAGAAACUUUAUUUUAAAAACUCGUGAAACAGCAAUGCUCUGUAAAUCAAUUUCCAGCUAACAUGGUGAUCACAGUAAUAGGUUAGCUUUGGCAAGCAUAAUUUUGCCCACAAGUAGGCGAGAUGCCAUGGGAGCACGAAGUUGAGGAUUCCUGUAUUAAGACAAUCAUAACAGUAAACAUUUUAACAUGAACUGCCUAGAGUAGUAUAUUAUAGGAAAAUAAAUAACUGACUAUAUCAAUAACAUAUAAUUGUUUGAUAAUGGCAGAUAAUUUUUUUUAGAUACAGGUCGAAUAUUAUAUUGUUUAUUAAGUCAAAUAUUAACCUUUUAGGAAUUCUGUCAUUACAAAGUUCAAUUUUAAAAAAUAAUGUUUUUAAAAUAAAACAAAUAUAUUGAUCAACAUGUGUCGGAAUAUGGUGGUCUUUUUGACCUUAAUCUGUUUUAAUUAAUAUUAAAAAUUAUUUAAGAAUCCCACUGAAAAAAAAAUUGAACAACCAUAUCUCAAAAAUAAUAAUGAAAAAAAAAUAUAUAUAUACAUAGAUUUUCAAUGUUCAGCUGUAUUUAAUAUUAUUUCUAGAAUUAAUUCAGAAAUACUCUUUUUAAUGGUUUGUAAAUAUUUAGGUAUAUGGUUUCAAUUUCCGUAAUUAAAAGACUACUUGUCUUGAGGUUUUGGAUAGCUGUGAUGUAAUAUAUUUUAUCAUUUAUGUAAAUAUAAUUUAUAUGUUUUAUAUAUAAUUUACAUACAUAACUCGAUAUUUUUACUAGUAUAUAAGAACUCAUUGUGUAUAAAAUUUGAAAUAAAAAAUAAAACAAAAAUAAAAUAUUUUCUUAAAUUAAAUAUAACUUUCGUUAUUGUAAUAGUUUCAAAUAUGAUUACCAUUGGGUAAAACAACUUGUACACCAUUUAAUAUUGAUGUUUCAAAUUAAAUAUAAAUAUUUUAACGAUGCUUAUAAUUCUGUUUUACAAGAUAUGUGUAUGGAAUUGAAAACUUUAAACAUGACAUAAUUAUAAAUAAAAAUAUUUUCAAAUAUAUAAAAC
Nezara viridula (southern green stink bug) is the source of this 5633-nucleotide messenger RNA. NCBI's taxonomy places the organism in Eukaryota, Metazoa, Arthropoda, Insecta, Hemiptera, Pentatomidae. The record is from the annotation of a GenBank genome assembly.